ACCGCGUGUUACUAGCAGCAGCAGAUUGUGCAUCUGUGACGAACUGCUCCGUCCUUCAUAGUCACUCCCAGGCGGCUGCGUGCCACGUCAUUGCGCUUAUAUACUCUGUAGUCGCGACCGAACUCUGGGAGAGCGGGACUACUGUGUCUGAGGUACUAGGGGCAUUUAAACGGUGAUGCGGGACUUUUAAAAAGCGAUCUGGGACCGCGGCUGCUGUGUUAUGAAAAUCGGGAUUGUCCCACGUGUGUGACAGUUGGGAGAAUAACCUUUGAACAUGACAACGGAAGCAACAUCUGGCAUUGAAUUAAAUGAUUCAAGACAGCCUGAGGAUCAAGAAGAGCAGCCUGCGACUUCUAGUGAAGAGAGUCAACAGGUACAAGAGAAAACAGAUCAAGAAAUCAAGAACAACUCUGGUGAAACAGAGCAAGUAAAAGACCCGCCUUCUCCUUCUACAAGUUCUGGGCAGCAGAGCCCUGAAAAACAACAAAAGGAGAUAUCUGAAAGCAAAGGGAUUUCUAGAUUUUUGCCCCCAUGGCUUAAAAAGCAAAAAACCCAUAGUCAGGAUGAUAGCAAUGAAGGUGGAGACAAAAAUAUCCUCAGUGAUAAAAGUAAUGCUAAAGAGGCUUCAGGCCCCUCACAGGUAAAAGAGGAAGUGGAUAUUACACAUGAAAAGUCAUCAGAAGAUCAGUCUGUGGAGCUAAAGGCAGACAAUAAGGAGGAGAAGCAGCCCAUCGGUGCAGAGAUUCAGCCUACCAAGGAAGAUAACAUAGAAGACAUACAAAAGACAGCCGAUGAAAAGGACAAACAAGAAAGUGAAAAGGAAGUUAGGGAUGCCCAAUUUACAGAAGGAAAGGAGAUGUCCCAUAAAACUACCAAGAAGAUGAAAACAGUAUUAUGCAAAGUUACGUUGUUGGAUGGGACUGAAUAUAGCUGUGAUAUAGAGAAACGUGCAAAAGGUCAGGCAUUAUUUGCGAAGGUCUGUGAACAUCUUAAUUUACUGGAAACUGACUAUUUUGGAUUGAUCUAUCAAGUUUCUGCUAACCAGAGAAACUGGCUGGAUUCCACAAAAGAAAUCAAGAGGCAAAUCAGACGGACCCCGUGGCUAUUUGUCUUCAGUGUCAAAUUCUAUCCUCCUGAGCCGUCACAAUUAUCAGAAGAUAUAACAAGAUACUUGCUGUGCCUUCAAAUCCGCCAGGAUAUAUCCUCUGGGCGUCUACCAUGUUCAUUUGCGACUCACACAAUCCUCGGUUCAUACACACUUCAAGCUGAGGUGGGAGAUUAUGAAGCAAGUGAGCACAGCGAUGACUACAUCAGCGGUUUUCAAUUUGCUCCUAAUCAGACAAAGGAAAUGGAAGAUAAGAUUGUGCAACUGCAUAAAACACACAGGGGCCUGACUCCAGCUGAAGCCGAACUUCAGUUUUUAGAGAAUGCCAAAAAACUCUCUAUGUAUGGUGUAGAUCUACACUAUGCAAAGGAUUCUGAAGGUGUAGAUAUCAUGCUUGGCGUAUGUUCAAAUGGAUUGCUGAUUUACAAGGACAGACUGCGGAUUAACCGAUUUGCUUGGCCUAAAAUCUUGAAAAUUUCAUACAAAAGAAGCAACUUUUACAUAAAAGUCAGGCCAGGGGAGAUGGAACAGUUUGAGAGUACCAUCGGUUUUAAGCUGCCAAACCAUCGAGCUGCAAAGAGGUUAUGGAAAGUUUGCGUUGAGCACCACACCUUCUUUAGGCUCUCCGCUCCUGCACAAACUCCGAAAGCCAAAUUCUUGACUUUGGGUUCCAAGUUUCGAUACAGCGGCCGCACCCAGGCACAGACAAGAGAGGCCAGCAUAAAGAUAGACAGGCCAGCCCCAUUUUUUGAACGAACAUCUAGUAAACGCGUGUCCAGAAGUCUUGAUGGAGCACCCAUUGGUGGCACAACAGACCAAAGUUUACUUAAAGACUAUACUUAUGCUAAAGCUGACGGUGCUGUUGACGGUAUUGUCAAGGCACAAGAAAAGGCCAUUCAAGAAAGUGCUGAGGUUUCUCCUGCUAAAAGUGCACAGCUCUUCCUUCCAAAAGAUGCAAAGCUCAGUCAGUCAUUUUCACUAUCAUCCAUACUCAACAGUCAUAACAUUUCCGCAAACCUGCCAGCCAUCCCAGAGAUGGACAUCUUGUCAGACACUGUAGAAGAUCCAGAGAGGGAAGCCCUUUACACAUCCUCUACUAGUGUGAAUUUUUGUUUGGAAGGAAGCCAAAUGAAUACAAGUUUGACUUGUGAGGCUAAUGCACAAGAUUGCUUAUCAGAAUCUGCUGCUGUCGGCAGUGAUAUUUCUUAUUUAGCCGUUAGCCCUAAUGAGUUGUACUUUAAUAGUAAGCCAGUGCAAUGUGGCUUGUUUUCAUUUAGCUUUUACAAGAUUUUUCCAUCAAAAUUUCCUUCCUUUCUUGAUGAGAAUGGAUAUAUCCGCUUUCCCAGUCUCCCAGAAAUGUGCAUGUCGGUUCUCCCCUAUGGUCUUCAAAACUAUCUUCGACUCACAUCGCCUUCCUUCAUCCCAUCUCUUCUCUUGAUCUUUGUGCUUCUGUUCUCUGCUUCCCAUUCUGUCCCAUUCUCACUUAUUCUUUCCCUUCCUCUUGCGCUGUAUCUGUGCUACAUAGAGCCUAAGGCAUCCUCACUUGACUCCUUUUAUGACAAUGAACUGAAUGAUAAAGAAGAGGAGGAAGAAGAGGAUGAAGAACAGGAAAAACAGGAUCUGGAUAAGACGCAGGAUGAAAUAUUGAAACACCAGGCUAGCAUUAGUGAGCUCAAGCGUACUUUCAUGGAAUCCACACCUGAACCACGUCCUAAUGAAUGGGAGAAGCGCUGUAUCACUCCCUUGCCUAUGCUGUCACAUGGGAAGCUUAUACCCAGAGCAAGAGGAAUGCGCACUGGCCUGAGUGAUGCUCUUGAGAAUUCAGAUGAGAUUCAGAACAUAGUAGAAGAGACAAAACUGUCAGAUUCUGAUACUAGUGAACCAUCCGUUGCAGAAGAUGGCAAAGUAGGCAUUAACAGGGAAGCUGAAUGUUCCAGUGAUGCUGUCGAGCAAAGCACAGAAGUAAAAGAAGUAGAGAAGAAAGAUACAGGGUCUUUGUCUUCGUCAGAUGGAAAUAGUGACAGUGAGAAUGAAGAAGCUGAGUAUCAGACUGAAAGCCAGUUAUCUGAAGAUGUGCUAAAGGAAGAACUUGAAGAAAGCCCUGAAGAAGAAGUGCAAGAAGAGAAGACAAAGACAGAAGAGGUCAUCCAGGUCAUCGAACCAGAUAGUAGCACUGUGGCGUCUGUCGCUCAUUUAGAAGAGAUAACCGAAAAUGUGACCAAAGAAAUAACCGUAACCACAUUUCAAUCUUCAGAAACUAACAUUAUGAUUAAUGAAGAGGUCCACCACCAAGAACAGCCUAAAAUUAAUGGAGAUGUAUCUCACGUUGAUGUGGAUACAUCAUCUGAAAUAAUUUGUUGUUCAGAGCCUCCUGUUGUGAAGACAGAGAUGGUCACCAUUUCUGAUGCUACACAAAGAACUGAAAUUACUACUAAAGAAGUCCCAAUUGUACAGACAGAGACUAAAACAAUUACUUAUGAAUCUGCUCAGCUGGAUGACAGUGGUGACAUAGAACCUGGUGUCUUACUAAGUGCACAAACCAUCACAUCUGAUUCUGUUCUUACAACCACAACUACACACAUCACUAAGACAGGGAAAGGUGGAAUAGCAGAGACAAGAAUUGAAAAGCGCAUUGUCAUCAGUGGAGAUUCAGACAUUGACCAUGAUGAGGCAUUAGCUCAAGCAAUAAAGGAAGCCAAAGAACAGCACCCAGAUAUGUCUAUUACUCGUGUAGUGGUCCACAAGGAAACAGAGCUCAUGGAAGAAGAAGAGGAAGCUUAAUUUAAAGAAUAUUUGAAGAUGCAAAAAUUUUAUGAAGUAAUUUGAACCAUACAGCCUGCUACUAAAUUGUCUGGUUCUGGCAAGCUUGACGGGAAGGCGAAGAUGCCAACGUAAAACCUCAGCUUGAUAUCUAUACUGUUCCAUGCCUAUCUACUUGUUUCUCUGUUAUAACCACUUCUUAACAUUCAUAGCUUUAGCACGGUUUAAACAACUCUUUAAACAACCAUUUUUCCAGAUUGUAUAGUUGUAGAGAAUACACAAUCUUUGUCACUAGCAUAGUUUUUUUUUUUUUUCUUUAUUCCUGUGUCAUUUAAAGCCUCUGGCAGUGGCACUUUUCAGACUUACAGAUUAUUCAGGUCAAUCCACUCUUUGAAGUAAUCUAAUACAUUUUACACAUUUCUUAUAUUUGCAUAAUGUAUUUCACUUUCACUGUUUUAUACUGAUAUUUGUACUUUCAAUCUCAAAGUGAAAGCAAUAUUAGUUCUCUGUUACUUAAGGAGGUUCAAAGAUGAAGAUGAAAUUUUACAUUUUUCUAAAGGAAUUUUAUUUGUGAGCAGAAGUUCAGCCAGCCUUGUGUGGUCUUCACAUUUUGUACUGCCAUAUUUGUACCGAACAUCUGCUACAAAUGAUUGAAAAAUAAAAUAACAUAAAAACAUUCCAGGGAAAAAUAGAUGUAAAAAGGCACAUCUGUGUUCAGUAAAAGAAGGAAACCUUUUUGGCAGCUUGUUACUUUUGUCCUACUCUGAAUUUGAAUACACAUGUAAAACAUUUUUUUUUUUUUAGUCUGUGUCUUCAUUGUGAAAGUGGCUUGCCUAUAGUAAAAACUGAAAUAUCCUUUUAACGGUUUAUGCAGGGUUUUAUUAAGCAAAAUGGAUGCAGUUACAGUCCUAUUGCCAACACUGAGAACCACACACAGUUUGAUUUGCCACUAAAAGAAUUGUAUGUGUCUCUGUUGCUGUCUUGAUUUACAGUUGACCCUGUGUAUAGAUAAAAUGCCAAAUAGAUUUAUACCUGCUUCCAGCUGUAUUAAGAAUAUUUUGCUUUCUGUAAUACUUUUAAAAAUAAAGUUUGUUUAUUCUA
Xenopus laevis (African clawed frog) is the source of this 4966-nucleotide messenger RNA. RefSeq names its product erythrocyte membrane protein band 4.1-like 2 L homeolog (gene epb41l2.L). Gene Ontology annotation, biological process: cortical actin cytoskeleton organization; actomyosin structure organization. The transcript is spliced from 22 exons. The coding region runs from base 275 to 3886 and encodes 1203 amino acids. NCBI's taxonomy places the organism in Eukaryota, Metazoa, Chordata, Amphibia, Anura, Pipidae. Gene Ontology annotation, cellular component: cytoskeleton; plasma membrane. The record is from RefSeq and is a predicted model, not a curated record. Gene Ontology annotation, molecular function: actin binding; structural molecule activity; cytoskeletal protein binding.